AUGGCAUGUGAUGGGUGUCGAAGAAGGAUUGGGGAAGCUAUUGUCUGCAUGAGUAUAGGGCGAUGGGCCACUGACCCAGGGAAGAGUGUGCCUGUGAUGGGGCUGCUGGCAGUUGGCUCCACCUUCAUCCUCCUGAUGGCAUCAUCUUCUGUGGUCAUUGACGUUGGCAGUGCCUGGUGCAAAGUUGGCUUGGCUGAGAAAAACUACCCUACUCUUGCAAUCCCCACUGUUGUUGGGUAUCAGCCCUACCAUGAGGACCUGAAAGAAAAUCUUCUCAAGAUAAGGAAAGUCACAGGCUUGGAAAAUAUGCAUGUGAUCCAGGAACUGCCUACUAUAGAAUUUCCUGUUAACCGAGGCCAAAUCCUAAACUGGGAGGACAUGGAGGCUAUUUGGCACCAUAUUUUUGAUUCCCUCCGGGUCAAGACCAAGAACCACUCAGUACUUGUCACAGAAUUGCCAUGGAAAGAUAGGAAUUACAAGCAGAAGAUUCUGGAGGUCAUGAUGGAGACCUUCAAUGUCCCAUCUCUGCACUUUGGCAACCAGGCAGAACUUGCUUUGUUUGGCUCUGGCCUCUUGACUGAAUUUAUCAUCAACCGGGGUACCAUCACCAACUGGGAUGCCAUGGAGUUUAUGUGGCACUACAUCUUUAGUGAGCUUAACAAUACAACUAAAGACCAUUCUCUACUGAUAACAGGACUCCUACCGAGUGACAACCAUGGCAGGCAGAAGAUCACCGAGGUCAUGAUGGAGACCUUCAAUGUUCCAUCUCUGCACAUUGGCAACCAGGCAGAACUUGCUUUGUUUGGCUCUGGCUUCUUGACUGGUAUGGUAGUGAACUGUGGGGCUGGCCUCACCCACAUUGCACCCAUCUUAGGAGGCCAGAUGAUCUCGAACUGCGCAGAAGUUUAUGAGCUUGGUGGGCUAGAUAUCAGCUCAUUAUUAUACAAGUCUCUGUUCAGAAUUCCAGACUCGAAUCUCUUCAUCAUGAGGGAAGCCAUGGAAGACCUCAAAGAGAAGUUAUGUUAUACACCUUCCUCUUCCCUCAUUGACUCUGCCUUUGUCUUCCUGAUGGAGGAGGGUUCUGUAGUCAUUGACAUUGGCAGUGACUUGUGCAGAGCUGGUCUAGCAGGAAGAAACCACCCAACAGUGGCAAUUCCUACAGUCAUCGGGUUCCAGGCCUACCCUGAGGACCCAGGACCAAGUAAUCCCAAGAAAAGGAAAAUUCUUGGUCUUAGUAACAUGCACCUACUCAGGCAACUACCUACUGAGUUUCCUAUCCAACGAGGCCAGAUCAUGAACUGGGAUGCCAUGGAGAGUAUUUUGAACCAUAGCUAUGAUCUUCUUGGGGUCAAGGCUGAGAACCAUCAUGUGCUGCUAACGGGAAUUCUAUCGAAUCCCUUGAGGGAUCGGCAGAAAUUGAUGGAGGUGAUGAUGGAGACUUUUUGUGUUCCAUCUCUGUAUAUUGGCAACCACCCUGAGCUUUGUCUUUUUGGCUCUGGCUUUUUGACUGGGUUGGUCUUACACUCUGGAGCUGGUGUCACCUCCCUCACACCUGUUUGCAGUGGCAGAGUCAAGUUUUUUUCUAACAAGAUUUUUGAGAUGGCUGGGCAAGAUGUCAGCUCAUUACUAUACAAGGCUCUAUUUAAUGUAGAGAUGAAUAUGGCCAGCAUAUCCCAACGGUUUGAUAUGGACUUAGUUAAGGAGAGGUUAUGCUAUGUAAGCAAACAUCCUAAUCAGAAAGGACCUGGCAUUGACUCGAUUUCCAAUUCUCCUGGAGUGGUUGCCCUCCCCGAUGGGAAGGUCAUCACCCUACCCAAGGAACUGCGUACCUAUCCUGAUAUGUUCUUCUCGACCUCCCAACAUGAUCUGCCAAAUUUGGACCUAAGCUCUGAAGUUGUUGAUACAAUCAUGAAGUGUAAUUCAGAGGAGCAGGCGAUCCUCUUCUCUCAUGUGGUCCUUUCUGGGGGCAAUACCAUCUUCUCUGGCUUCCCAGAACGCCUUCUCUGCGAGCUGAAUAUCACCAGACCUCACUGGUUCCCAUCUCAGGUUGUGUCCAGGCCAAAUAGGAUCUACCUCUCAUGGGUAGGAGGAUCCAUCUUGUCCUGCCUAUCAACCUUCUACUCCCAGUGCUUGACCAACAAGGAAUACCAAGAAGCAGGAAGAUAUGUGAUUCUUUAA
Molecule: messenger RNA, 2178 nt
Organism: Trichosurus vulpecula (common brushtail)
Lineage: Eukaryota; Metazoa; Chordata; Mammalia; Diprotodontia; Phalangeridae
Gene: ACTL8
Product: actin like 8
Exons: 7
Coding region: 1-2178 (725 amino acids)
Source: RefSeq, a predicted model, not a curated record